GAUUCUUUUCCUUGAAACGACGAUCAGUCGCAGUGACACGCAUGCGCGUGCACGCGUGUUUCUUCUUGCCGCUGGAAUCAAUUACUUCCUGAGCCAUUACGAGGGCUUCGAUUAGGAUGCCAUCGACUGUGCUACUUCGUGCCUGAUUUUAUUCCACGACUAUUUUGGAACAAGUACGGAUCUGGUGCCCCAGCUGUUGGGGAUGUUCGACGAGUUAGCUCGCCGGGGCAAUGGCUAUACCGACCACGUGGUACUUCCGCCUGCCUGCAACAUACCAGCGGCACUACAGAAACGUUUGAGCCUGGUAUCCCAUCGAGGCUCCAUAUUCGGCCAGUUCCAUCCUGAAUUAUCCAAACCUCAACCGGAUGACGCUAUGGCCGAGCAUCCAACGUCAGAGAACACCGUGGUGGAUAUAGUCGUGGCUGAUGACGUUACGCCUGAGAAAGAGAACGACGCGUUACAAACCCUGGAGAACAGCCAACAAGAGAAUAGAAGCGAGUGUACGAUAGAGAAGAAAUCAUAUAGACGCGAAAGCAACGGUCUCACGCCACUUAGGUACAACAGACGAUGCAGAAACGCUGCAAGACCGCUUUCUGGAAGCUCUGUUGCGUCCUCCGGAAGCUCGAGUACCUCCUCCAGUGGGUGCAGUAACCAGGGCAACCAGUGCACCAUCAAUCCUUAUUUGGCGUCGGUUGAAUCGCUGGCAGACACUUGCGCCAGCUCUCAAGGUUCUGGGGAUAGUGGAGUGGUGACAGUUUCGGAAGCCAACUGCCGAAUAGGAGAUGAUGGAAGUGAUCAAAGAAGAAAUAGCGGAGAGGAGGAUCCUUUUAAUCCCCUGUGCCACAGGCCGCGUUAUUGCGACCCCCAUCGGAAUCCUAUGGAAAGGGUACUCCUUGAGAUAGUCGACACCGAGGCGAUAUACGUGGAACAUCUGCGACAAGUCAUCCAGGGUUACCUUAUAUUUUGGAGAAACGAUUCGGCAUCGUUCGUGGAUCAAGUGCAGCUGAGUAACUUAUUUAGUAAUAUCGAGGAUAUCUUCGAGUUCAACAGAGAGUUCCUGAAAGAGAUAGAGGAAUGUGGUCUGGAUCCAGUCUGUGUGGCAAACACAUUCAUAAAGCACAAGUCAGGAUUUAAAGUGUAUACAGAAUAUUGUACCAAUUAUCCAAGCACAGUUUCCGUUCUGACCGACCUCAUGAGUCAAGAAAAGACUGCACACGCGUUCCGAGAAAGACAAGCAGCCCUAGGUCAUGCAUUACCUCUUGGAUCCUUUCUUUUGAAACCUGUUCAAAGGAUCCUCAAGUACCACUUACUUCUGGAGAAUUUGUCAAAAGAGUAUGCAGCAGACUGCGAGGUAAGAGAAAAUGAGACUGAAGGUAGCAAGGCAAUUGAGGCGGCACUGGCUGCUAUGACUGACAUUGCAAAGCACAUAAAUGCAAUGAAACGAAGGCACGAGCACGCAGUGCGUGUUCAAGAGAUCCAGUCCCUUUUGUACGGCUGGCCUGGUCCAGAUUUAACGACUAGUGGGGAACUGGUAGCAGAAGGAAGAUUCAGAAUGCGGGGGGCCAAAGCUCCUAGGCACGCUUUCUUAUUUGACCGCAUGCUUUUACUCACUAAGAAAAAGGAGGAUGGGCUUCUAGUCUACAAAGCUCACAUUAUGUGUUCGAAUUUAAUGCUCAUUGAGAGUAUACCAGGCGAACCGCUUAGUUUCCACGUGAUUCCUUUCGAUAAUCCCAGAUUGCAGUAUACUCUUCAGGCACGAAACUUGGAACAGAAAAGAGAAUGGACUUUACAGAUAAAAAGGGUAAUUUUGGAGAAUUAUAACGCGGUUAUACCUUCGCAUGCGAGACAAUUGGUUUUGCAACUUGGCCAGACGCAACCAGAGGACGACGCUUUGGCAGAUAGAGGAUCGGCGAAGAAGCAGCAUUCUGCACCUCCAGAGUAUCUAGAGAAACGAAAACAGGAGAAAGAAAGACGGAGAUCUGAGACAGGACUUAGACAGAAAUUCAAAAAAGGUGGCAGAAGGUCUGAGACUACAACUGAGGAUUCUCCAGCAUCGCCACGGAAAAAUCAAAACGAGGAUUCUAGUGAACAAGGAUUUAAAACUUCAGACGGACGCGGAUCAAAAGUCAAGGAUCGCUUUACCGGUUGGAGGAGAAAAUCAGAGCCAGGUUUUCAAUCUUAUGUGUGCCUUAACCAGUCUGACGAAGAACAAAAAGAGGAUACGGGUGAUACGGGGUCUGCUACCGUUGAGACCGAAUGCGCGAUUAUCGAGAACGACAAGCACACGAACUCUCCACCACCUGAAACCAAAGAGAACAAUGAACAGCAGACUCAAGCGCAAACAGUCGAGGAAAUAGUUGGUCAUAUUCUCAUGCAAAACCAGGAAUUUCAGAAGCUCCUAGAGAAGCAGCGGACGAAUAGUAUAAUCAACGUCAGACAGCAGCAACGUUUCAAUAAACGUAUAUCUGCUGACACAUCUGAUGACAGUGACUCAGAAAAUACAAACUAUAUUGCAGACAAUUCGGUUAACAACAGGACAUCGCGUAUUAGGCCAGGUCAUCGAGAGCGGUUCAUUAAAACGAAUAAUACUUUGAACUCGUUAUCUUCUCCUCGUGAUCAUCAACCUACGCUACAAUUGCUGUAUGAUAAUUUAAACAAAACUGAAAAUAAUAAAUCGGUGGACAGUAAUUCGAAAAACAAGAUUAACCUUGUACAAGAGAAGAAAGCGUUGUUUGAAGCGUUCAAGAAACAGAGUAUCGUGACAGAGAGUAAAGUUAUCAAGACUGCGCUUAGGAUAAGAGAAAAUUCAACAUCGAGGAACGAAGAAGCAAUUCAACCACAAGCUACGAAGGAAAAUGAAAUUCAAAUUGUAGAAAGCGAGAAAGGAACGACUGAAAAUGGCGAAUGUACAACUGAAGUUAAUCAAGAGGUUACCGAGUCUAACAAAGGUUUUGGAAACUAUGAUAACCUGCAACACGUAUGGGAGGGUCUGCAAGAAGAGAAAAGCUUGGAUGGAAAUGACAGUCCGACUCGUCCGGCAGUCUGGUUAACCAAACUAUGCGAAGGGUUGCCAACAUCGCCCCAAAAGUGUGGUUCUCUUCCACGUAGCUUCCAAAUUCACCCUAAUUCUAAUCAGAACGUAACAAAGUCACGGUUCUUGCAGAGGGAUGGCAAACCUAUGAGCGAGAGACCAUUUACCAUAGCUUCAGACAAGCCAGCAGAGAUUAACUUGGAGGACAUGGAAAGGUAUGCCUCUACAUGUCAGCCAGAAGGAAGAAUUGCCAAAUUUCCGACUUCCGUUUCAACAUCCACAUCAACAUUCUUUUGUUCAUUGGACGAUACAUUGACAGACGCUUAUUCAGAGAUUCAUAUUUCAUCCACCACCACGAACAUACAUCCUGAUCAUAAAAUCUAUAGGGCAAACACGAGUGGGAGCACCAUAUUUAAGAACGUCCUUUCUAAAGCUGGCAAUCGUCUUCAAGGUCUGAGGAACACCAUGAGCACAGAGACUCUAGAGUGUAGCGAAGAAUUAGAGAGGACCAAGUACUUCCGUUCUUUGAGUACAGGUAAGUUAAAGAAGAAGAGCAAAAUGAAGCAUUCGAGGGAAUCCUCUUCGGAUGUGGAAGAGCUUGUAGGAUGCACAGCAAGGGGGGUUUCGGAUCUGAGAAUCCCUUCGGUUUAUUACAAACAGGGAAGCUCGAGUUUAGGUGCUCGGAUCGCUCAGUCUGAUUAUGCGGAUCCAAGUGUACUAUUUUUCGAAAACAAACGAUUUCAGCAGGCGAAUAGUCAGUCACAGACCAAGGAAGAGAAGAAAGACGAUGAAGAAAGUAUAGAGAACCGAGAAAGUGAAACGGAUAGUUUCUAUGAAAGAUCAUUCGAGACGAUUGAGAACUACGUAGAUGCGGAUGUUGACGACGCGUUCCGGGAUAGUGCAAUAUUUAGCGAUAUCGAAGAGGUUCUGGUGGCCAGGCCACAAUCGAGUCAGCCUCCCGAAGAUUGCCCGCCAUUUAAGAGCAAAGUGGCGCCACCGGUACCAGCGAAGAAGAAAACAGAGUCUAUCACAGCGGUAAAUCCUUCAGGAUACAACGUUGCAACGACGAAAUGCAAACCAAACGUAGCUCAGAAACCCGAUUAUUUGAAGGUUAAGUCGGUUUUCUUAAAGGGACAGCAAGAAUUGGACUGUAAAAUUCCGGUGAGAUCUCCUGUGUCUGAAAGUGGAACGUAUCAUUGUUCUAAGAACAGUUUGCAGAGCAACUGCUCGUCAAACAGUGGUGAAGAGAACGACGAUGUGUCGGCGGGACAGAGCCAAGCAGGUUGGGUAAGGAAGAUAGUGGGUCAGUUGCAGGGUCACAUUGAAACGUAAUUUAUGCCAAUGAAAGUGUACAAAUCUCGUAGCCUUAAACGCAGGAAUUUCACGUUUGCCGAUAUUCUUAAUCCUUUUGAGAUUAGUUCAUUUUAAUUUAUAUAUUGGAAUAUUCUUCUUUUUUUUUUGUCUUUGCAUACUUGAUAAAAAAAUGUAAUAAUUACACUGUGAAUGCUUAUGCGUUUAUGGAAAAUUUCUAUUUUUAACAUAGUAUGCAAACUGAUACAAAAUGUCCAAAAUAUAAUCCAUUUUCUAAAUUAUAUUAUUCAUAAAAAUAUGAAUUUGCAUGAAUAUCCGCAGUCUAAUUUAAAUACUUCAAGAAAUAUUAUAUAUCUUGAAAGGAUUAAGUAGUUAUUAUCUAGAAAUCAAUAAUACUCGUUUGGAUGAUGAAGAGUCAGUUUAUUUUUGAGUGAUCUAUCAAAGUACAAUUAUCUUUGAGAUUAUAUUUUACUAGUACAAUGGAAGAGAGGAAGAAGGAUUGAAAACGAAGUGGAAGCAGAAUAAAUAAAGAGUAAUAUUGAUCUAGAUAAAACUCAGAUACUUCAAUGAAAGACAUAGUAUGUACAUAAUGAAUUACUGUGGGCACAUUUUGUUUCUUUAGUUUUUAAUAUUAACAUUUAUAUCCGAUCAAGAUCUAAAAAAAAUAUUAUUAUUAUGUACAUGUUACGUUUAUGUUUAUUCUAUUCGUGCUUUAUGUAAACUAUUUCCCGCGCAAACAUGAAGUUCUAGUGUUGAAGUGUAUUGUACAACAUUGAAACAAAUACUGCCGAACAAGUUAUCGUGUCGUGUAAACUAGCGGUAAAAAGAAUAAAACGUAAAUAAGUGAUACUUUUUCAAAAUACCGUAUGUCAUAUUUAAUCCGUGUCAUAUAUAAAUUUAAAUGUUAUGUUAAUAAUACAGGGUAAUCAGAGAAAAUUAUUUUUGAAAAGCCUUUUCGUGGAGGAAGCUGUUAUAUCCUUUGGUAAUUUAAAUAUUUUAAUAAAAUGUAUUUCCUAGUGAAACAUCUAUCACCAUGUAAGUAAAUUGAUACGAUCAAGAGUUGAAUAUUGAAAAUUGUAUAGUCACCCUGUAUUGUUAUAUAAAUUUUUACAAGGACAAAUUUUUUCAUAUUUUAAUGUCGUUAGUCAGACUAUUGUAAAUCGUUAUACAUGUCGACUGAAUAUUUUAAGCGUCGAUGUACUUGCAAAUUAACUCGUUAGGAUUCAGAAAUGAUUAUUUUAUUUUUCAACAAUAAACGUGUUCGUUUGAACAAA
Molecule: messenger RNA, 5616 nt
Organism: Bombus pascuorum
Lineage: Eukaryota; Metazoa; Arthropoda; Insecta; Hymenoptera; Apidae
Gene: GEFmeso
Product: pleckstrin homology domain-containing family G member 3
Exons: 12
Coding region: 203-4363 (1386 amino acids)
Molecular function (GO): guanyl-nucleotide exchange factor activity
Source: RefSeq, a predicted model, not a curated record